GGACGCCACGCCAAAAAAAGCAAAAGAAGAAGAAGAAGCUGAACAAGGCACUAUAACAGCUUACCCUUCCUUGCUAACCGUAGCUAUCAUGUUGUUUAGUGCGGCUACAGUAUUUACAACCGGUGUUAAAUGAAAUGGAAAGUUGUAGCAAGUAAAUCGAAGCAAUUGGACUGCUGAUUUUUUUUUCCUGUGUGAUUCCGAUUAACCCACUCAAGUCAUGGCGGACUGUCCUGCUCAGCCGACUUUCUUAGCUAACGUCAACGGUAGCUGCGCAACGGGAAGCGUUAGCUAAGAUGUUUUUAGGCAACCAAAUGAACUGCAUACUGGUUUUUCAUGGCCUUAAAUGCAUCAUUGAAUGGGGUUUGAUGCACGAACUAAAGACAUCAGUCAGCAAUGUGUGGUCGCUAAGUUACCGCUAGUCUCCUUGUUGUAGUUGUCUGGCUGGGAUUUAUCUUUUGGGGUACUCGAAGAAAUGGAGAAGCCUGACGUGCAAGGGUGACUACGUUAACCCAGCUAACGUUAGUCCGAAAAUCUUGCUAAACGUGGAUAAGGUUGUUGAAAAUGCAUAAUUAUGAAGAAUUUAUGAACUACCUAGCUACACAGACGUAGCAGUGUAAUGUUAUACUUGCGUAACGUAGAUCACAGCCAGCACUGUAUAACCGGGGUGCUUUUUGUUUUGUGACUAACUUUUCAAAUCCUGUGAUUAACCCUAGACGAAGUCUGAACUGCAGAGUUGUUUUUGUGAAGCUGUCAACUGUGAGAAGGAAUGAUGGCGUUUCGGACUGACCCUGCCCUCCUUCCCAGGUAGGGCAGUGGAGACUCUCCGGCCCGGCCUACUGUUUAUACAUGAUAGGAAGAGAUUGAUCGGUCCCCGCACGGUUGUUGUUACUACUCAUUCAGUUUCUGAUCUGGGAUGAGCUGUCACUGAAGUGAUUUGUUCUUUGGGAAAUUUGAACGAUCACUGUGGACUCGCAGAAAGUUCUCUGAGAAGAAAGUUGUUGAAAACAACGAACUGUUGAACUCGGUGCUUUUAUCUAAUAUCAUUUUAAAGGCCCACCUCAUCAUGUCUGCGUUUGCAGAGUUUGUCCCCCCUCCCGAAUGUCCGGUUUUUGAGCCGAGUUGGGAGGAUUUCUCGGAUCCUUUGGGAUUUAUCAACAAGAUACGACCAAUUGCAGAGAAAAUGGGUAUCUGCAAGAUCAGACCUCCUGAGGACUGGCAGCCUCCUUUUGCCUGCGAUGUGCGCAACUUUCGCUUCACUCCUCGAGUACAAAGACUGAAUGAACUUGAGGCACUAACUCGGAUUAAGCUCAACUUUCUGGAUCAAAUCGCAAAGUUCUGGGAGCUGCAGGGAUCCAAGAUUCGAUUCCCUCAUGUGGAGAGAAAGAUCCUGGACCUUUAUCAGCUCAGUAAGAUUGUGUCGUCUGAGGGUGGCUUUGAGAUGGUGUGUAAAGAGAAGAGGUGGUCUAAGGUGGCCAGCCGAAUGGGCUUCCCACCUGGGAAAGGCACUGGUUCACUGCUGCGCUCCCACUAUGAGAGGAUCCUGUACCCCUAUGAGCUCUUUCAGUCUGGAGCCACACUAACUGGCAUCCAGAGACUCUAUGAUGAGGGAGAUGAUGGAGAGGAAGUUGAUGAAGGAGUUGGCAAAGAGGUGGUGGAGGAGGAGGAGGAGGAGCAAGAUGAUGAGGAGGAGGAGAAGGAGAAGGAUAAAGAUGGAGAGGGUGAUGCAACGCAAACCAGAGAACGGCUUCUGCCUGAGAGGCGCUCCAGGCGCCUUAAGUCUGAGAGAGAAAACAAGGACCCAAAAAGCCUCAAAAUCUUCAGCACAAGUCCCAAGAUGGUGGGGCUGGAGAUUGUGUCAGCUGAUGAUGGGUUCAGCAAGAAGCAGCGUCACCUCAAAGCUCAGGCCUUCGCCAUCAAAAUGAGACCACGCAAGGAGACCCUGGAGGUCAACUUUAUCCCUGAGAUCGACCUCUAUCUCUGCCUGGUGUGUGGUCGUGGCGAUGAGGAGGACCGGCUCCUGCUAUGCGACGGCUGUGACGACAGCUACCACACCUUCUGUCUGAUCCCGCCUCUACAGGAUGUGCCAAAGGGGGACUGGCGCUGCCCAAAGUGUGUUGCUGAGGAGUGCAGUAAGCCCAGGGAAGCGUUUGGCUUUGAGCAGGCUGUGAGGGAAUACACUCUCCAGGGCUUUGGAGAGAUGGCCGACCACUUCAAGUCCGACUAUUUCAACAUGCCUGUACACAUGGUCCCCACAGAGCUGGUGGAGAAGGAGUUCUGGCGCCUGGUCAGCAGCAUUGAAGAGGAUGUCAUUGUAGAGUAUGGAGCAGACAUCAGCUCCAAGGAGGUGGGCAGUGGUUUUCCUGUCAGGGAUGGCAAAAGGAGGCUCCUGGGAGAUGAAGAGGAGUAUGCCAACUCAGGCUGGAACCUGAACAACAUGCCAGUGCUGGAACAGUCGGUGCUCACUCACAUCAAUGUGGACAUCUCGGGCAUGAAGGUACCUUGGCUUUAUGUGGGCAUGUGUUUCUCCUCAUUCUGCUGGCACAUCGAGGACCACUGGAGUUACUCCAUCAACUUUCUGCACUGGGGUGAGCCAAAGACUUGGUAUGGAGUCCCAGCCUCUGCAGCAGAGCAGCUGGAGGCCGUAAUGAAGAAGCUGGCUCCAGAGCUGUUUGACUCCCAGCCUGAUCUCCUCCAUCAACUGGUCACCAUCAUGAAUCCCAAUGUCCUCAUGGAGCAUGGUGUCCCUGUGUACAGGACCAAUCAGUGUGCAGGGGAGUUUGUGGUAACCUUCCCCAGGGCCUACCACAGCGGCUUCAACCAGGGCUACAACUUUGCAGAGGCUGUUAAUUUCUGCACAGCUGACUGGUUACCUAUGGGUCGUCAAUGUGUGGCCCAUUACCGACGGCUGCACCGCUACUGUGUGUUCUCCCACGAGGAGCUGCUGUGCAAGAUGGCUGCUGAUCCAGAGAGCCUUGAUGUGGAACUGGCUGCUGCUGUAUUCAAGGAACUGGGCUAUAUGAUGGAGGAGGAGACAAAACUCAGAAAAGCUGUUGAAGAAAUGGGAGUGUUGUCCUCAGAGCAGGAGGUUUUUGAACUGGUCCCUGAUGAUGAGCGCCAGUGCCACAAGUGUAAGACAACCUGUUUCCUGUCUGCACUGACCUGUUCUUGCAGCCCUGAUCGUCUGGUCUGUCUGCACCAUGCAGCAGAUCUCUGCGACUGCCCACUUGGCAACAAGUGUCUCCGUUAUCGCUAUGACCUGGAGGAGUUUCCAUCCAUGCUGUAUGGUGUCAAGGCACGGGCACAGUCAUAUGACACAUGGGCAAAGAGGGUCACCGAGGCCUUGGCUGCAGACCAGAAGAACAAGAAAGAUCUUAUCGAGCUCAAGGUUUUACUGGAAGAUGCAGAGGACAGGAAGUAUCCUGAGAAUGCUCUGUUUCGUCAGCUUAGGGAGAUGGUCAAAGAGGCGGAGACAUGCUCUUCUGUCGCCCAGCUGCUACUCAGCCGAAAGCAGAGACACAGCAGCCGUCUGCGUUCUGAGAGCAGUCGUAAUCGUACUAAACUGACAGUGGACGAGCUUAAGGCCUUCGUGGACCAGCUCUACAGACUGCCCUGCAUCAUUAGCCAGGCCCGACAAGUCAAAGAGUUAUUGGAGAAUGUGGAGGACUUCCACGAGCGAGCCCAGGUGGCGCUGUUAGAUGAGAUGCCAGAUUCCUCCAAGCUGCAGGCACUAUUGGACCUGGGCAGUGGCCUGGACGUUGAACUGCCUGAGCUGCCCCGACUCAAGCAGGAACUCCAGCAGGCCCGCUGGCUUGAUGAGGUGCAUGUCACUCUGGCUGAGCCCCACCGAGUCACUCUGGAGCUGAUGAAGAGGCUGAUAGACUCUGGGGUGGGUCUGGCUCCCCACCAUGCUGUGGAGAAAGCCAUGGCCGAACUGCAAGAGAUCCUCACCGUCUCAGAGAGAUGGGAGGAUAAAGCUCGUGCCUGCCUGCAGGCCAGGCCUCGACACAGCAUGGUGACCUUGGAGAGCAUUGUGUUGGAAGCUAGGAACAUCCCAGCGUACCUACCCAAUGUGUUGGCCCUUCGAGAGGCCCUGCAGAAGGCCAAGGAGUGGACCGCCAAGGUGGAAGCCAUCCAGAGUGGCAGCAGCUAUGCUUACCUGGAGCAGCUGGAGAGCCUGCUGGCCAGGGGUCGCUCUAUCCCUGUCCGACUUGAUCCACUUGCCCAGGUGGAGUCUCAGGUGGCUGCAGCCCAAGCCUGGAGGGAGAGGACUGCACGCACCUUCCUCAAGAAGAACUCCACGUACACACUCCUGCAGGUUCUCAGCCCUCGUGUGGACAUUGGGGUUUACGGCAGCAGCAAGAGCAAGAGGAAACGUGUCAAGGAGCUCAUGGAGAAGGAGAGGGGAGGCUUUGACCCUGAUACCCUGAGCGACCUGGAAGAGAGCUUUGAGGAGGUGCGAGACCCUUCGACUGUUGUAGCAGCUUUCAAAGCCAAAGAGCAGAAGGAAGUGGAAGCCAUCCACUCACUCCGUGCUGCCAAUUUAGCCAAGAUGGCCAUGGCUGACCGCAUUGAGGAGGUCAAGUUCUGCCUGUGUCGGAAGACGGCCAGCGGCUUCAUGUUGCAGUGUGAACUUUGUAAGGACUGGUUCCACGGAGCCUGCGUGCCUCUACCGAAGACGGGAUCUCAAAAGAAACUGGGCAUGGGUUGGCAGAGCAAUACCAAAGACUCCAAAUUCCUGUGUCCACUUUGUCAGCGGUCACGGAGACCGAGAUUAGAGACCAUUCUCUCGUUGCUGGUGUCUCUGCAGAAGCUGCCAGUGCGCCUGCCAGAGGGCGAGGCUCUCCAGUGUUUGACAGAGAGGGCAAUGAGCUGGCAGGACCGAGCACGUCAGGCUCUGGCCACUGAGGAGCUGUCCUCAGCCCUUGCAAAGCUGUCUGUGCUGAGUCAGCGUAUGGUGGAGCAAGCUGCAAGGGAGAAAACUGAGAAGAUCAUCACUGCUGAGCUUCAGAAAGCUGCUGCCAACCCUGACUUGCAGGGCCACAUCCAGACUUUUCAGCAGUCAGCUUUCAACAGAGCUACAUCACCUCGCCAGUCUGUGGACUAUGAUGACGAGGAGACAGAUUCAGAUGAGGACAUCAGGGAGACCUACGGAUAUGAUGUGAAGGACCCAGGCGAAGUGAAGCCCUACCUGUUCUGUGAUGAGGAGAUUCCUGUUAAAUCAGAGGAGGUGGUCAGUCACAUGUGGCCUACUGCCACGCCCUCCUUCUGCACCGAACAUGCCUACUCCUCAGCCUCCAAGUUGUGUGUGCAAAACAUAGGCACACCCAGAAAGCAGCCCAGGAAGACCCCGCUGGUUCCUCGAAGCCUGGAGCCACCAGUGCUUGAGCUGUCCCCUCAGGCUAAGGCCCAGCUGGAGGACCUGAUGAUGCUGGGAGACCUGUUGGAGGUGUCCCUGGAUGAGACCCAGCACAUCUGGAGGAUCCUGCAGGCCACACACCCUCCCUCUGAGGAGAGAUUCCUCCAGGUCAUGGAGUCUGACGACUGUCUGAUUGAGAGGCCUUUAAAGGUCAAGCUUAAAGAUUCACAGAAGAAGAGGAAACGGAAAUUAGAAAGAGCCGAGCACCACCACCUGCUAAUGGGUGCUGCUGGCGCUAGUGGAGCCUCGGCAAUGGGCGAAAUGCGACCGGCCAAAAUCAAAGAACUGAAAAGGGUAGGCCUGGAGCUUGGCCUGGGUGGAAAACCCAAGAAGAAGAAACUUAAACUCAACCUGGACAAGAGCCGAGAGAUGAAGCAGCUGGCCAAACGGCUAGCUAAGGAGGAGAAGGAGAGGAAGAGGAAGGAGAAGGCUGCUGCAAAGGCAGAAGCCAUCAGGGAGGGACUGGAGAAGAGGAAGGAGAAAAAGAUCCUUGAUAUUCCCUCCAAGUAUGACUGGUCUGGAGCUGAGGACUCCAAUGAUGAGAACGCUGUGUGUGCAGCCAAGAACUGCCAGAGACCCUGUAAAGAUAAGGUGGACUGGGUGCAGUGCGAUGGCGGCUGUGACGAGUGGUUCCACCAGGUAUGUGUUGGUGUGUCAUGUGAAAUGGCAGAAAACGAAGACUACAUCUGUGUGGACUGCUCGCGGAAGGCUGCUGGGGCAUGCGGGGGAGGCAGAGGGAUGACCAUGGGGGAGGUAGCCAAGGAGACUAUUGUUUUGCUGGCGACGUCAGCAAUCAGCGGCAGUGCAGAGAGUCUGCCCUCGUCCUCUGCUGCAGCCUCGUGGCCUCACUCGUCUUCCACUUCUCACCUAAAUCCAGCAACUUCACAUCAGCAACAGCAAGAGCCUCAGCAGGGUAGUUAGCACUAAAAACCUGCCUAGGACUGAGUUGGAAUACUGUACCUCACACAGUGAGCAUAACACAAAACCCAGUGUUCAGCCUGGGUGGUUCAACGUGCAAGACUAUACAGCGUCUAGUGGGGAAUGAGUUCUGGCAGAGGAGAGACAAACCAGGGGUGUUUCUAGAUUUAUAGAGCACAAGUAAAAAGACAACUUACAUCUGAAAGACAGUUGAGAAGAGUCUUGCUUUCACUGUGUGGCUCCAGCAAUGACGUUCUCUCUCCAAGAUCUGAAAAGGUUGUUGGUUCACAGACAAGAUUUAGUCCUCAUACAUUAUAGAAACAUCUGCCAGCUACUUUCUGAUCCUUGUCUUUCUCUGCAAUUGGUACACUUAAAGUCAAAUAAACACCCACUUUAAACCCACUGUUUAAAAAAACCAAACAUGUUCCCAGUUGUGUUUUACUGGAUGUCCUGAUCCUCCUGCCUAGUUCUUCAUGUACUAACAUCUCAGUACAUAUGACUCCAGACUAGGAUAAGCAGAUGGUUGUAAUGUAGCAUAAUUAUUUAUAAUGUACAUAGCUUUUAAACAGUGAAAUAAAUGGAUUGUGGCUUUUUUCUUGACUCUUUA
Molecule: messenger RNA, 6941 nt
Organism: Monopterus albus (swamp eel)
Lineage: Eukaryota; Metazoa; Chordata; Actinopteri; Synbranchiformes; Synbranchidae
Gene: kdm5a
Product: lysine demethylase 5A
Exons: 28
Coding region: 1064-6337 (1757 amino acids)
Biological process (GO): regulation of DNA-templated transcription; chromatin remodeling
Cellular component (GO): nucleus; chromatin
Molecular function (GO): histone H3K4me/H3K4me2/H3K4me3 demethylase activity; DNA binding
Source: RefSeq, a predicted model, not a curated record